Molecule: messenger RNA, 3863 nt
Organism: Coregonus clupeaformis (lake whitefish)
Lineage: Eukaryota; Metazoa; Chordata; Actinopteri; Salmoniformes; Salmonidae
Product: GTP-binding protein 1
Exons: 14
Coding region: 290-2341 (683 amino acids)
Biological process (GO): translational elongation
Molecular function (GO): GTP binding; GTPase activity; translation elongation factor activity
Source: RefSeq, a predicted model, not a curated record
UUAAUUUAUGUCACCGCAAUUUUCUAUUGCCACUUGGAGGAUUGUAAACAUGUUGUAUUGCUAGCUAAACAGAAAGCAGAUAGCCAAAACGUACGAGAGAGUUUCUGUAUUCUGGCUGUAUCAUACAAUUGCUUUGUUAACUGCAUAUUAUAUCAGCUGUUUAUGUGGUCUGAAUUUUUGCCAACGCAACUGAAGCUAGUUAGCCAGCUACUGUUAGCUGUCAUAAUCAUCAACACAGCAAGAGACAGCAAGAAGACAAUAUAGCAAUCGUUACUACAAAGCUGGCAUUAUGGCAUCUUUGGCGGCGCACGAGCCGAGUUUAAGCCCAAAUUCGAUACCAGUCCUCACCGACGCUCUGAUGCCCGCGAGCAUUUUCGCUCCGGACCGAGGAGGUUGUGGAGAUCAUGACGCCGGGGUAGAGUGCUUCGAGGACGGCGACCUCUUCAACGGCGAGGCCGGGGAUCUCGGCAUUGACUUCACUAGCAAGUUGGCCCUGGUCAGCCCUAAUGGAGAGCAGUAUGACUUGUUACUACGACAACUCCGGGAGAGGAUGGACGAGGGUUGUGGGGAGACCAUCUACGUUGUUGGGAUGGGCUCAGACGGAGGUGACUAUGGUCUGGAUGAGGGAGAUAUGGAGGCUUCUGUAGCCACGGUUCAGUCCCUGUGUGAGCAGACAGAGUCAGACCUGAUCCUGCUGAGGGAACGAAUCGAAGCGGGGGGGCAGGUACGCGACUACCUCAUCCGCCGACGCGUAGGUGAUCAAGACUUCCUGGAGGUCAGGGUAGCGGUGGUGGGUAACGUGGAUGCAGGUAAGAGCACCCUGCUGGGGGUGUUGACCCACGGGGAACUGGACAACGGCAGGGGGUUCGCCCGCCAGAAACUCUUCAGACACAAACACGAGAUGGAGAGUGGCAGGACCAGCAGUGUGGGCAACGACAUCCUGGGCUUCGACCAGAAGGGACAGGUGGUGAAUAAGCCAGACAGCCAUGGGGGCAGUCUAGACUGGACUAAGAUCUGUGAGAGGUCCUCUAAGGUCAUCACCUUCAUAGACCUGGCUGGACACGAGAAGUAUCUCAAGACCACCGUGUUUGGAAUGACUGGACACCUGCCUGACUUCUGCAUGCUCAUGGUGGGCAGUAAUGCAGGUAUCGUAGGGAUGACCAAAGAGCAUCUAGGCCUGGCCCUGGCCCUCAAUGUGCCUGUGUUUGUAGUGGUCACCAAGAUAGACAUGUGUCCUGCCAACAUCCUACAAGAGACGUUAAAGCUGCUCCAGAGGUUACUAAAGUCCCCAGGCUGCAGAAAGAUCCCUGUUCUGGUCCAAAACAAAGAUGAUGUCAUCGUCACAGCCUCCAACUUCAGCUCCGAGAGGAUGUGUCCAAUCUUCCAGAUCUCCAAUGUGACAGGAGAGAACAUGGACCUGCUGAAGAUGUUCCUCAACUUGCUGUCUUCUAAAACCUCCUUCAGAGAAGACGAACCUGCAGAGUUCCAGAUAGAUGACACCUACUCAGUACCGGGUGUAGGCACAGUCGUAUCAGGGACUACUUUACGUGGAUUGAUACGUCUGAAUGACACGAUGCUGUUAGGCCCAGACCCAUUGGGCAGUUUCCUCCCCAUUGCGGUCAAAUCUAUCCACAGGAAGAGGAUGCCAGUCAAGGAGGUGAGAGGUGGACAGACUGCCUCCUUCGCCCUCAAAAAGAUCAAGCGUUCGUCCAUAAGGAAAGGCAUGGUGAUGGUGUCCCCCAGGUUAAACCCACAGGCAUCAUGGGAGUUUAUGGCUGAGAUCCUGGUUCUGCACCACCCAACUACGAUAUCACCCCGCUACCAGGCCAUGGUGCACUGUGGCAGCAUCAGGCAGACAGCCACCAUCCUGACCAUGAACAGAGACUGUCUACGAACAGGGGACAAGGCAUCGGUCCACUUCCGCUUCAUCAAGACCCCCGAGUACCUCCACACAGACCAGAGACUGGUGUUCAGAGAGGGACGCACCAAGGCUGUGGGCACCAUCACCAAGCUGCUGCAGUCGACCAAUAACCUGCCGUCGAACUUCAAACCCCCGCAAAUCAAAAUGCAGUCUACGAAAAAGGCCCCGUACCGCAGAGAGGAUGGAGCCAUGCCAGCCAAUGAGGACGAAGCGAGCACAGCCCGACCAGACAGUCCGCACCAAUCACAACAACCGACAGAGGGGGAGGAGGACCCUCAGAGUAAUGAGGGGAACAAAGAGAACAAGCCAAAGUCAGGAGGAGGGAGCAGGAGACGAGGAGGACAGAGACAUAAAGGCAAAUCAAACCAGAGCAGCUCCACCACAGCAGCCCCGUCAUCAACAGGCACAGGAGGUUCCUAAACUACACCCCUCUCAGACCCCAAACUACAGUACUUCCUCCAUCCACCUGUUUCAGCAGAACCCCCCCCCCAAAACUACCCUUCCCCUCUCCCUCUUCAACAACUAUCCCCCGUUGUAACCCCUCAGCAGAAGAAUGUGUUCCUAAAUGGCCUCUUCCCCUCCAUCCCUACCUCUCUCCCUCUGUACCACCCUGCUAUCUAUCGCCUUAACAAGUGUCUUUGUCACUCACACCAGAGAAAAGUCUUAAGAGGGACUAGGUGAAAAGCAGCUCCCGAAGUAAACACACAGCUCUGUGCUUGUAGAUGGUUAACUCUGCCUCCUCUCAUCUUAACUCAAUCGCGCCGAUUAGUUUAGAAAGCAUCCUUAUUAUAUUUACAGUGUAUGAACCUGAUAUGCCUUCCUUUUAUUGGGUCUAUGGUGAGAAUGACUGUAAUACUGUGUAUACUUCAUCAUGAGCCCAAAGCCACAACAUGAGCAGCUAUUCCCUUACAGUAGAGUAACCCAGCUCCAUGCAAUAUAGCUCAUCAUUGUUUCACAGGCAUACUAGUAAGUGUUUCUCUCAUUUCCUACUAUUUACCACUAGGAUCCCCAAUAUGACAUAAUGACGCAUGUUUUCUAUUAUUUUUUCAUAUUUAAUUUUAUACAGAAGGAAUGGAAGGAAGGAAGGUCACAACUGACAUAGUGAAUGGUACAUUUUAGCAGGCCUUCAUUGAGUGAAAUAUUGUAGAUAAUAAAAUAUUCCCUCAAACAUCUUAUUGGCCAUUUAUGGCCAUCAGUGAAACCAAAAGGAAACCCAUGGUUUGUCUGAAUAUCCAUCACACACUGGCCCUUUCUCAUUUGGGGAAAAAGUCAGUCCUCUCUCCUCCAUGGCCCGGAAACCGAUAAGUGGUUGAGGAGUGUCAAUUCGUUAGUAGGCGAAAUGGAAAAGUGUAAUCCCCUACUCGAUAGCCACCUUUCAUCAAGGACAGUCAUGUGUAUCGUACUCUUAUCGGAAGAGUUUAGAACUCUGCCACACCCCCUGUGAAUCAGCUAGUUUUGAAGGAGAAAAACUUGCACUUUUAAAACAAUGCUACUUAUAGAUAAAACGAUAAUGUCUUGCACAACUAACUUAAUUUAUUUGAUCACUUUACACUUAUUUUGGGAUCCACUCCUGUAAACGUCAUUUGCCUGAGUGGAGGAGUCAUUUCAUACAAGCACAUUUUCGUCCAUGUUCCCUCUCCUCGAUUACCUUUGAUCUUUUUCAAAAGGAGGCGAGAGGAGUUGAGCAAAUCCAAUUGAGAAAAGGCCACUUGUCCUCUCCAAAACAAAAUCUUCCAUUUACACUGAAUAUCUAGGGUUUAUUUAAGAAUAUAAUUUACACUUGAUCCUCUCACUUAAACAGUUGCUAUUGAUUGUAAUAAUAAUAGUUGCAGUGCUAGCUGUAGCCUAAGGAGCUGUUUGGACCAUCACUGUUUACGUAGUUGUGGAAUUCAACAGUUUGCCUCUGACAUUCACCAAUAAAAGACAGGCAUUAUUGAUCUUC